Messenger RNA from Phyllostomus hastatus (greater spear-nosed bat), 363 nucleotides. Its product is annotated as SS18-like protein 2. The coding region runs from base 1 to 312 and encodes 103 amino acids. The transcript has 2 exons. The record is from RefSeq and is a predicted model, not a curated record. Lineage: Eukaryota; Metazoa; Chordata; Mammalia; Chiroptera; Phyllostomidae.
AUGACGUCAUACCUUCCACCCACAAAACUGUGCGGGGGUUCACGGGGCCUGAGCCUGGUUCCAGCCUGGCUUCCCGCAAAGUCUGUGGCCUUCGUACCAGACUGGCUGAGAGGCAAGGCGCAAGUCAACCAGGAGAUGAUCCGGCGGCUCCUGGAGGAGAAUGACCUGCUGAUCCGCUGUAUGGUGGAGUAUCAGAACAAAGGUCGGGCGAAUGAGUGCGUCCAGUACCAGCAUGUGUUACACAGAAAUCUCAUUUAUUUGGCUACCAUUGCAGCUGCCAACCCAACCAGUCCUUCAAAAGUAAUGGAGUAAUCUUCCAGCCGACGGUUGUGAGGAGUAAUUGAAUGUAAUCCAUUUCCUGUG